Messenger RNA from Mycena citricolor, 2008 nucleotides. The record is from the annotation of a GenBank genome assembly. NCBI's taxonomy places the organism in Eukaryota, Fungi, Basidiomycota, Agaricomycetes, Agaricales, Mycenaceae.
UAUGGAAGCUGUAUAUAACCUGGGCCGCUGGAAGCCGUCCACUUCAGUUUUUACAUCACUCCACUUCCCCCCUCAUCAUAAUGUCUUCCUCAAAAGCUAUUGGAAUCGACCUGGGCACGACCUACUCCUGCGUCGGUGUCUGGCAAAACGAUCGUGUUGAGAUCAUCGCCAACGACCAGGGUAACCGCACGACCCCCUCUUACGUCUCCUUCUCCGACAGCGAGCGUCUCAUCGGUGAUGCCGCGAAAAAUCAGGUCGCGAUGAACCCAUUGAACACGGUCUUCGACGCAAAGCGUCUCAUCGGACGCAAGUUCGAGGAUGCUGAGGUCCAGGCCGAUAUGAAGCACUUCCCCUUCACCGUCUUCAGCAAGGGUGGCAAGCCUUACAUCCGAGUGGAGUACCGCGCCACCAAGGACGCUGGUACUAUCUCCGGAAUGAACGUUCUCCGUAUCAUCAACGAGCCCACCGCGGCUGCCAUCGCCUACGGUCUCGACAAGAAGGUGACCGGCGAGCGCAACGUCCUCAUCUUCGAUCUCGGAGGAGGAACCUUCGAUGUGUCCCUCCUGACCAUCGAAGAGGGUAUCUUCGAGGUCAAGGCCACCGCCGGUGACACCCACUUGGGUGGUGAGGACUUUGACAACCGUCUCGUCAACCACUUCGCACAGGAGUUCAAGCGCAAGAACAAGAAGGAUCUGUCUUCCAACCUGCGUGCUCUGCGUCGUCUGCGUACUGCUUGCGAACGUGCCAAGCGUACUCUGUCGUCUGCUGCUCAGACCUCCAUCGAGAUCGACUCCCUAUACGAGGGUAUCGACUUCUACACCUCGCUCACCCGUGCCCGUUUCGAGGAGCUGUGCCAGGAUCUCUUCCGCUCCACGCUGGAGCCGGUCGAGAAGGUCCUCCGCGACUCCAAGAUCGACAAGGCGAACGUCCACGAGAUCGUCCUUGUUGGUGGCUCUACCCGUAUCCCCCGUAUCGUGAAGCUCGUGUCGGACUUCUUCAACGGCAAGGAGCCCAACAAGAGCAUCAACCCCGAUGAGGCCGUUGCGUACGGUGCUGCCGUCCAGGCCGCGAUUCUUUCUGGAGACACUUCCGAGAAGACUCAGGACCUGCUCCUGCUCGAUGUUGCGCCGCUUUCCCUCGGUAUCGAGACCGCCGGUGGUGUCAUGACUGCGCUGAUCAAGCGUAACACGACGGUGCCGACGAAGAAGUCGGAGACGUUCUCGACAUACGCGGACAACCAGCCUGGUGUGCUGAUCCAGGUGUUCGAGGGUGAGCGUGCGCGCACGAAGGACAACAACCUGCUCGGCAAGUUCGAGCUGUCCGGCAUUCCCCCUGCGCCGCGUGGUGUUCCCCAGAUCGAGGUCACGUUCGACAUUGAUGCCAACGGUAUCCUGAAUGUGUCUGCCGCCGACAAGACGACCGGCAAGUCGAGCCGCAUCACGAUCACGAACGACAAGGGACGUCUGUCGAAGGAGGAGAUUGAUCGCAUGGUCAACGAGGCCGAGAAAUACAAGGCCGAGGACGAGGCCGCUGCAUCCCGCAUCACUGCAAAGAACGGACUGGAGUCGUACGCGUACAACCUGCGCAACUCGCUCACGGACGAGAAGCUGGCGGACAAGUUCGAGGCUGCGGACAAGAGCAAGCUGGAGAACGCCGUGAACGAGACGAUCAAGUGGCUGGAUGCGUCGCAGGAGGGCUCGAAGGAGGAGUACGAGGAGAAGCAGAAGGAGCUCGAGGCGAUCGCCAACCCCAUCAUGCAGAAGCUGUACGGCGCGGCCGGUGCUCCGGGCGGUGCCGAGGGCUUCCCCGGAGGCGGCUUCCCUGGUGGUGGAGCUCCGGGCGGCUUCCCCGGCGGUGCCUCGGAAGACGGCCCGAGUGUCGAGGAGGUCGACUAAACGGUGGUUCUGGACGCAUCUUGACAAUACGCAAUUCUGUACGCACUCACUGUUAGAUAUUUUCAAUCGCAUCUUGUAUCAUAGCUCUUUUGAACGUGUGUGAUUCCUAUUCC